CUAGUCGGGGUUGGGGGAAGUGGCAAUGGCUCCGCAGGGAAUGGUUGCGGUGUUAUGUUGAGUUUUUAUUAUUAUGUAUGGUGUGUAGAAUAGCUUGUAACAAAUGUGCAGUUUUAACGAGUAACUAUUAACACAGUGCUUUGUCUUAUGACGAUCCACUACAUUUCAGUAAAAUGUCCACAAGAUCACAACUCACGAAGGAUUUGAAUGAGAGUGUGAAGUCAUUGUUGGGAAAACAUGUCAAAAUAUUGCUCAAGAAUGUUGUCAAAUUGGAAACGAAAGGUGACAAGACUGAAAACCGUGUUCUGGUUUUCUCACCGUGUCGAUUGUUUCUCCUCACAGCCAAAGUUCCAACUCGGAUUGAUUUCCACUUCCAUUACUUGGAAAUUCAGGCGAUUGAAAGCAAGAAACCUAAUCAGUUGAGUUUGACAGUAGGUGACAAAGUUUACUCAUUUUUAACUGGAGAUGAAACCGGUAGUCAGGAGGUAGAUGCAAUGGUGCUGGCCUUGGCGACUGCAAUAAGAAACAUUUUUCCAACAGUGCCUCUGCAACACAUUAUCCGCAAAGUUGAGGUGCUACCCAGUAAACGCAUCCAGCAAUUACAGGAAGGGGAACUAGGUCGAGGACAUGAUGGGCGAGGUCUGGGUCCCUGUGGAGGAUUCUCCACACAGUAUGCUUGUAUGUGUGACUACCAUGGAAUGCCAUACAGAGAAGAGGUGUCUUGGGAUGUGGAUACCAUUUAUCUGUCGCAUGAUACAAGGGAGUUGUGCUUACGAGACUUUGACCACUUGGAUGCAAAGGAUAUUGUACCGAUAAUUAGUGCCCUUGAGUACAACACUUGGUUCACAAAGCUGCGAGCCAGCAACAUAAAACUAACACAUGAAGCCCUGGAUAGAAUUCUGCAUGUGAUGAAGAAGUCACUUAGUAUAGAAGAAUUAUACCUAGACAACCUUGGUGUUAAAUGGGAUUUUGCUCACAAACUUUCACUGGCAUUAAUAGCAAACAAUAGCACCCCUCUUCACACACUUGAUUUAUCAAACAAUAUGAUUGAAGACAAAGGUGCAACUAGUCUGUGUGGAAUUAUUGCCAAAAUUAUCCAAGGUGCUAGCCACCUUAGCAGUCCAUUAGCGAAGGUGCCGAAAGGUCUGAUUCACUUAAACCUGUCUCACUGUGGCCUGUCUUCCAAAGGAGUGAACCAAGUUGCUCAUGCACUCUCCCUCAACAAGUUUAUGCCAAGCACUCUUACGUACCUCAACCUUAGUGACAACAACCUCAAGGAGGAGAUCAAUAAUCUUUGUAACUUCCUUGCUCAGCCAAACUCUUUAACUCACCUGGAUAUCUCGGGGACUGACACUGCAUUGGAAACAAUAUUUGGUGCUUUGCUACGGGGCUGUGCUACGAAUCUCGUACACCUGAACGUAUCUCGCAAUGUGUUUAGCGCCAAGAAAACCAAAGAAGUACCCCCGUCAUUCAAACAGUUCUUCACCAGCACACUCAGUCUCAAGCACCUCAACAUGUCAUUCUGCAAGCUGCCACUAGAGGCCCUCAAGAACUUGCUUCUUGGGUUGGCAUGCAAUGAGUCCACUAUUGAGAUUGAGCUGGACAUGAGCUGUAAUAAUCUUGGUGCCCAAGGAGCACAUGUGCUUGAGUCGUGCAUACAUGGCAUUCGGUGCAUUGGAAGCCUUGAUAUCAGUGAGAACAACAUGGAUGUUGAUUUGGCAUCAGUUGUGACUGCAGUUAGCAAAAAUAAAUCAAUUAAACAUCUAAACAUGGGUCGUAACCUUAACAACAUGAAGCCAAAACACAUUUCAUCAGUUAUGGAUGCUGUUGUACAAAUGAUUCAGGACGAAGACUGUGUGUUGCAGUCUUUAUCAAUACCCGAUUCGAAGCUCAAGUCUGACCUGUACAACCUAAUCAAUGCCCUAGGCAGCAACCAAUGUCUACAGAGUAUUGAUAUCAGUGGUAACCUGAUGGGUGAUGCAGGGGCUAGGUUGCUAGCAAAGGCACUGCAAAUCAAUUCCAGGCUCAAGAGCAUUAUAUAUGAUCGUAAUAACAUCACACUUCAAGGGUACUGUGAUCUUGCAUAUGCAUUGGAAAGUAACUACACUGUACGAUACAUGCCAUUCCCAAUUUAUGAUGUGGUUCCGUGUAUGAAAACUUCAUCAGAACGUACUGACUCGGUCAUGAGAAAGAUCCAGGAUCUCCUUCAUAGGAAUGUGUCACCUAAGAAGUACAGCAAUGGUCAAGCAUUCAGACUGCAGCAGGGUUUCCUUCUUAGCUCCACCCAACAGAUGGUAGACAGGCUAGUUGUGCAGACUCAGGAUACAAUCCGCACACUGUCACAGGAGUCAACUGACAAUAACAACGAUAUCAACUAUGCUACAGGUCUUAUUCAGGAUGCAGAUAAUUCUAAACAGCUUCUGCCGAGGUUACAGGAAGUGGUACAGAGGCGAGAAGAAGCUAGCAACCCCAUUGAUGUAAAGCUAAAACAAGUUGCAGAUGAAUUGCACAGCGUUGCGGUUGGAUAUCUGCAGGGUACUCUGGAGAGCAUGAUGAAGUGUGCAGAAGAUCAGUGUCCACAUGUUUUGGCUGAUGAUCGAGUUCAGGGCGAGAUCAGGAAGAUGUGUCAUGAAAAGAUCUUCCUUCCUCCUGAGUUUAUCCAUACCUGCCUCGUUGAACAGGCAGGCGCAGACAUCAUGAACAAAGUCAACGAACUGAAUCUGGCAGUGGUUGCUCAUGUGUCUGAUCGUAUUACGGACGAAGUCAUUGAAUCUUUGUCACAGAGUUACAAAACACUGAUGGGGGAUGUGAACAAGAAGCGUUCUUCUACACCUGAUGUUUUGCGGUCAAGGUCUCGCAUGAGCUCGGAUUCAUCAAGAAAUGAUCCCAGUGAAAGCUUUUCCAUGGCAGACACUCUGAGCCAGCAAUCUGAUCAGUCACCUAUGAAAUUGGAAUAUUUGAACCUUGCCACACCACACCUCUCCACAAAACGGAAGAGUCUUCAUGGACGUAAGCUGAGACCGAAGUCUGUUGUGGAUAGUGUCGAUGGUCUCUCAGCAGAUGACAUACCUGAUCUCUUGCCUUCAUUACCAAAGUCUACAGAAGAAUCUUUAGACUCUGUGGCAGAGUUGCCAACUGCAGUGGGGCAGCAGUUGCAACAUUUGGUGAAGGGGCGACCACGAAGAGCCAAGACGAGGGCCCCAAGCCGGCCAAUGCUGCGGCCAGCAGAAAUAAUAGAGAACAUACAGGAUCUGGGUGAGGGGUUGGACACAUUCUUCAGACCAGGCUCUGUCACGCCUACUGGUACACCGUUGGUCUCACCCACAUCAGAUGACAGCUCACACACAUUUCCAUCAGAAGGCAGUCCAAACCACCAGUCUGGCAGUAAAGAUGAUUGGAAGAAUGCAGACUCAAAGUCCAGUUUGGGUGGAGAAGGGAAGACAGUGAGAAUAUCUCCAGAUCCUCCACAGACCUGUGGCGCAUCAAACAAGUGUGGUACAGAUGAGGACAAGUGUAACAGUGGGAACAACUUAAAAGAGAAGACAGGACGCAGCUCCCCUCUCCUGAAAGGAGUGUCUGGCCUCUUAGAACCAGCAGCACCUCGCUCCCGGUCGAGUGAUAACUUGGAGAAGUACUCUCCCCUCAUUGGACGACGGUCUCAAGGAGAUUCACCGCUCACAGCUUCCCCAUUGGCAAGGCGGAUGCCUGGGCAGGAAGGUAGCCUUGAGGGUGGACAGCUGACAAGAGAGGACAGCAGUGGCAGUAUUACUCAGGAAUUUGGUUGCAGUGGCGAUAAGACUGAUGGUUCAGCUCGUGUACCGAAGAUCAAAGUUGGAGUUAACAACACAGUACUUGCUGAAAUGAAGGCUCGACAAGAAAAGAGGACAUCAUCUCCACGACAGGACUCUGAUCCAGACAAAGAGAAGCCUCCGUCACCAACAGUGCUUCCCUCAGUGAGGCUUCGAUCCACAGGCUUGGCAGACUCUUUGCGGUCUCCGACCAAUGGAUUCCCCAAAGGGAGUUCAGGUGAAGUCCCAAAGUCUCCCAUCCUCAAGUCAGUGACAAAGGAAAUUUGUGGCAGCAGGACAAAUUCAGACUCAGGGUCAUGCUGCUCAUCAGGAAAGCAGUGCCCCAGCAAAGUGAAACCUCCACCACCCAUUGCUCCAAAACCAAGACCAUGGUCCAUGGUUGGAGGUGACAGGAAGUCAGGAGAGUUCUCAUUGCCAAGUGAUGGGUCUAGUACCAACACUUCUGCAGCAAAUACUCCUGAUUCUGGGGAUGCUCUGGAUGAAUCCACAGACUCUGGUGUGGCUAGCAUGGGCUCAGGAUCAGGUCCAGGUGGUGGAGAGAAGCGUUCUGUUCGAGAAAUGGCAGCCAGUUUGAGCAAGCAUGGUGGUCCAGACUCUGACAGCAAAAAGAAGGGUGCAUCACACAGUGAAUCAGAUGUGGCCGAUAGCAAAGCAUUCCAGCAACAUUCAAGUGGCCCAGUAAAUAGUGCUAUUAGUCUGAGUGCUGUUCGUGGAACAAGGAAACUGUCUCAUGUUGAGGAGCUUCAGGAGAGCUUGGCUGAUAGGCCAGCACCACAAAAUGAGAAAUUAGCCACAGCACGUGUGAGGCAGCAGAGCUUUGUUCUGGAGACCGAGUUCACACAUGAUGAUGUAGUGGAUGUCUGAACAUCUCAUUCAUUCCAUUAACAUAUUCAUUCAGCUUUUACCACUGCCAGGUAUACAGUGACUUCUAUUGACACUUGCUUAUCCGCUAUGUAGGACAGCUGUAAGUUGGUUUUAUUUCCUCAUCCCUUGAACUUAGUAAGGUGGGGAUUGUUGUGGUGGUUCAUUGGAUACCUGGAGUGGCAGCCAUAAAUAUAGGGUGUUUAUUAAGUUACUUUAUCAGUGCCGGGAGAUGUACCUCUGAAAUUGUGUGGCUUACCACUCAUUAUAUAGUCUGUUAACUGCUUCACAAUCUUCCAUUAGGCUAAUAUGCAUUUUAUCACCAUUACCUUCUCAUCUUGUCUUCUUUACUUUGUGGAUCAGUGGCAGUGUAUGGUUCAAGAAAUAUGGCUCCAAAAUUUUCUUACCAUUAAAUGGUAAAGGUGCUUCAUAACCACCCAGUAUUUCAAAAGGCAACAUUUUAUUUCCUCCCACCUCAAAUUUAAAACUUUAUCAUUCCAGUCAUUAGGUGUGUUAUUGAAACAUUUUAAAAAAACUGCUAGACUAAUUAUUGUAAAAUAAACAUUGCUAAGCUAACCAGCUUUUAGAAUAUGAACAAGGAGCAAGACGAAAGCAAGUAUUCCAAUCUUGGUAAUAGAUAAUACUGCCAGUUAUAAGUUUUUAUAAUAAACCUAAUCGUUUUUUUAAAUGUUGAUAAGCAUCUCUAGGCUUAUGUAUUACAGUGAUGCUUUGUGCAAUUGAUUUGUAUUUUGUUUGUAUAGUUUUAUAGAUUUAUAUUGAUAUCACUCGUACUCAGCUACAUCUGAGGUGAGCUGUGUUUUAUAUGUAUAAAUAGUUUAAUUGUAAGUAGCAUGUUAAUUACAAACUAAAUUGUAAAUUCUCUGAUAUGAUUAUAUAUACAUAAUAUUCAAGCUCAGUGCACAGAAUAUGUAUCUUUUUGUCACUUGUUUACAAUUUCCAUAUUUACUCACAUAAUGUAGUAAACAUUUUAUACUUCGUUUUUAUAAAUAUUGAAAAUGCUCUAUUAUUUAAACCAGGGAAGGGGGGUAAUUGUUCUGGGACAAUAAAACUGUAAUUUUGACAAAGAAUCAUAUACACUUCAUCUGCCACCUUUCUUAAAUGUUACAGACAGAACAGGUAAUAUAUUUUGUUUGCUAAAUGUCCAUUACCUGCCCAUUAUACUUUCAAUAAAUGGAGUUGUUUUAUAAAAAAAUUUGUCAGAAUUUAUAUUAAAAUAAAAGUCUGAAGUGAUGCAUCCUCAGACAGACUGGGGUUUCACUUAGCAUGAAGUGUAAAUAAAAUGUUUCUGACAAAUGAUAGAUAACUAAAUAAAACAUUUUAUCUUAACACACAUAAUUUACUGUACAGUUGAUUACUUUUGAUAAAUUUUAUAAAUGUGAAUUUCAAUAAUUCAUUAAUGUACUUCAUUUGUAAGAACACAUUCCAUUAGGAGCUAAUUAGAAAUUAACUAACCAUAAUUCCUGCACUUCUAAAACAGGAGGUACAGUUUUAUUUUCAUAUAUGCAUGUAUUUUCUGGUUUUAAAUGGAGUUUAAAGUUAACAUUUUAAAUUUGAUAUAGAGACAAGUUCUUUCUUUAAUCAUGUGAGAAUUGUGACAUUUGUAGCCCAUUUACGAGCAAUGUUGAAAGGAAAAUAAUGCAAGUAGGAAAUUUUCUUCCUUAGUCCAUUUUAUAUCUUGCUUUUCACUGCCUUCUAUUACAUUUAUUGCAAAUUUGUAUUUAGUGUUUGUAUUCUUGUUUGAUGUUAACUUAAUUAGCUGUAACUAAACUUGACAAAAGAAUUGAUCUGCAAUCUUUGAAUGCUUCUCUCCCCAUUUCUUAUGUUUUGAUACAAAAUUAUACCCCCCAUGAACUUUUCUGUGUGGGACAGGGAAUAUGAACACCAACUAUGCAACUCCACAGAACAGAGUCCUUGUGUAGCUGAUAGUUGCUCAGCUAGUCAAGAAAUUCCUUCAUUUUAUGUAACCAUAACAUUCAUUACUGUUCACAACAGUGUGCCAUUGAUCCUAUCUUGACCACUUGAAUCCUCUGAUAUAUUCCUGUAUCUUCCCUUCAGGAUUUAUGACUAAAAUACUGCUUGAAUUUCUGUUAUUUUUGUGUAUACUACAUGUCCUGCCCAUCUCAUCCCUCUUGUAUGAACACUGCAAAGAAAUAUAGGAAGUUUAAUACUGGUAUAACUGGGCUAGGACUAGAUGCAUAAAAUAUUAGUUGAGGAAUUGUUCUAUAUCAGUUGUAUGUGAUGGGAGUCAGUUGUAUACUUUUAUAAAAAUCAUUUCACGUGCUGAAUUAAAAGCCAAGUUCAGAAGACCUGAUACGGUAAUGAACAAAGAAUGGGAAUGUUAGACCACUCGGUGAAUAAGAAUUCAGUUGUAGGUUCAUAAACUUAAAAUGUGGAGGAAGGAAAUUGACUGCUCAAAAAAUUGUCUGUUUCUAUGGUGCUCAAUUUAUUCAUUGUAUUUACAAUAAGCCUGCCAUCAAACCUUCCUAACCUGUUUCUUUAACUUUCUUUUUACUAUUAUUAUCACAAUAUUUGUCUAUGCACUGCUGCCAACAGUACUAAAAAAGCCCCUCGUUUCUGUCCCUAUUUUGCAUUUUUCCCAAAUUUCUCUCCCAGUGGUUUAUCUGCAAUAAAUUUCCCUUUUUUAUCAUUAACUAUGGGGCACCUUAUAUAAGGAACAAGAUUGAAAAUGUAUACUCUUUGGAGUACACUUACAUUCCAAAGCCAUUCUUCACACUACAGUAUGUUCGUCAUUGUACAAAUGUAAUCUGAGGUAACUUUUGUGCAUCACUUCAACAGUGACCUCAGUUCCCUUUGUUGCACAGCAGUGGCCAUUGAUGCAGGUUGCCUGCCGCCUAGGAAACUGUGAUACAUUAGGACAGGCCAAUAAGGUGUUCUUCACUUACACUAGAGUAUGAAGAACACCUGAUAACCAAAAAUGUUUGAGGGAGUUUAAGAAUAAACCCUUGGAAUGCAGGUUAACAAAUAACAGAAUAUGAUGGUAUGGACAUGUUUUAAGAAUGAAGGGGUUAAAUCAAGGUUUUGAAUGUAAAAGUGGAUGGAAGAUAUCAUGAGGGAGACCAAAAUCAAGAGGGGAAUAACAGCAGGUUAGGAAAGAUGUUACACAAACCAUGGGAAGUAAUUGAGGAGGCUGUAUUCUUAGCAUCUCAGGUAUCUUUCUUUAAAAUAUCCUAGCCAGAGUAUUGUAUUAUUUUCCCAACAUGUGCUUUAUUUCCCACCCUUCUCAUCUUGAUUUAAUCACCCUGACAAUAUUAGUUAAGAAGUACAAAUUUUGAACCUCCUCGCUAAGUAUUUUUUCCAUCCUUAUACUUCUCUGUCUUGGGUCCAAAUCAAGUUAAAGUAUUUUACAUCCAGCACUUGAUAUAAUGAAAAAUAAACCUUGAAAAUGAGACACAUGACUACAUAUUAUGUGAGUAAAUAUGAUGGAGUAACUGAAUGGUUAUACUGCCUAUUACAUUGCUGGUUUUGUGGCAUCAUGUUCUGUUUAUUCUGCUGAAAAAGCAGACUAGCUCAUUUAAUUAGUAUCAUCAUUGACACCUUGAUACUGACCAGAUUCUAGGAUGCAAGAGGAGUGUUAUUUACAGAUAUUUAAAAUGUUUAUGGAUGAAAAUUGUUCAUGAUUAUUAACAUGGGGGGGAUUCAGUAAUUCUUAUAUAGGCCUAACUAUCCAUAUAAAUGCUGCGCUACACAUUCUGGAUCGUGCGUCUUUGAACUAUGUGUUUGUUGUGUUGAUGGUGGCCCAGUCAAGUACAGUGAGUGAUUCUCAACCUUUACUUCUGAUACCUGAAAUUGGCCACCCUGCAAUUCUUGGGCUUCAUGUUUUUGGCACUUUUCAAAAUUAGAGUAAUGUGAGUGCCUGUGGGCCACAGUCUGACGUAUGGAAUCAGUGAUAGAAUAUAGUGGAUACAGCUCCAUGUGGCCAGUGUUAUGUUACCGUUAAAAAUACGCUUAAAUGAAAAAAGAGAAACAAGGCACUUCAAAGUAUGAGAAGUAUUCAUCACAGAAUGUUGAUACACACCACAGCAUUAUGCACACCUGGUUUGGUACUAAAGCCCUCUGUGAGUGGCAAAACAUUGGCAGCAUUUCUUGUUACUGAUUUAAGUAUUUUGUGUCAACUUAUCUUGUUCACUUCCAGUUUUUGUUUUAGUUUCACUUAGGUUCAUUGUUAUAGGUAGUGUAAUAAAAAGUAGGUCAUCUGCUCCAUAAUGAGGUGGUCAUGUUAGCAGCUUUAGACACUAUACACAGGUGACUGGUCCAUUUGGGCCCUGCAAUUAAAAAUGUGUUUGUGUUGAAUGAACAAAAUACACAGAGGUUGAAAACUGGAUGUACAAAUCCACCCAUACAUUUUAAACAUAUUACAUAUUUACUUAACAUUUUUUUCAUUGUGCAGUGAUAAAUGUGGUAAACCUGGAAAGCAGUUCCCACCAAGGAAACAGAUUUUAUACAAAAUCAGUUGAGGGUGUCAUGGAUCCAUUUUAUAAUUUGUUAUUAUGUCACACCAAAAAUUUUUUACUUUUAAAUGUAGUUGUUUUUCACUUUCACUUUGUACACUCUUGGUACAUGUGUGUGCUACCAAGGGUGUUGAAUAUUUUUAAGGGAUGAGAUUCAUCAUCGAGUGUCAAUAGUUCAGAUUCUGUAGUCAUUAAUGAUUUAUUUAACAAGACUGUAUCAAUUGCAAAAGUUGUAACAAAUGAUCAUAUGAUUUUGAAUGAUGGAUAAGAUGUUAUGGCCUAUUGUAAGGUACUGAUCCAGCAUGUAUAUACCUGGAGGGAUUGAGGAAUCACAAAAACCUCAAGAUAGCCAACUUCCCACCUGAGAUUUCAGUAUCUUGUUAUGUCUUUCAAGCAGUCAUCCACUCACAGUACAAGUUAAGCAGAAGGAUCAUAUUAUGAAGGAGAAUAAUUAUAAUAAGGGAUACUGAAAGUAAUGUAGGAACAUUGAUGAAAAGUUUCAAAUUACAAAAAACUUAUUAAAAUUAUUUGUUUAUAUGACUGUCAUCUGGGAUGUGCAAUUUAGACUGGUAGAAGUUUACCGACAUGCCAGAUGUGCUUUCUGCCUCCAUCAUCAGGGUGAUAGCUGCACAGUAAAAUUGUUUGUUUCAAGAUGCGUAUAUCACAUAGUUACAGAUCUAUAAAUGUAUGCCCCUGCUUAGGUCCAGAAACUAUUAACAUGUCAGUAACUGUAGUAUCAGUAGAGUUUACUUAUUUUUAAGUAUUUCUCGUACUCAACAGUGCAUGGAACUGUGAGUAUGUACAUCUUGUAUUCAUCCCUUCUGUGUUUCUUGUAAAGUUUUGGUAACAAUUACUCAGUUCAUAUAUUUCAGGUAUAAAUAUUGUAUUUAUUCCUGUUGAUUUUGUUUCAUUCUGUUAGUAGUAGUUUACCCUUUGUUAUCCAUGUUUAUAAUUUCAAUAACAUAAUUGGACAACAGCAAACAAGUGCAGACUUACAGGUGACAUUGGAAAGGCACAGUUCACGUUAAAAGGAAAAAUAAACCUUAAAUUUACCACAGUCCAGAACUAUGUGAUUUAUGUUCUUGGCAGUUUUUUAAGAUGUAUCUUUCCCUCUCCCCACAAGAUCCCAGUUUGAAUGAUUUGUUGUGAAAAUAGAUUUUCCCCCAGAAAAUACUACUAUAUUUGUUCCUAGAAAUGUAAAAAAUUCAAUUUGACAUGAUAAAUUUAAUAUUUAUCUUUUAAUGUUAAACAUAUAGUUUCAGUUUUCACUCUUGCCACCAGUCAGAGAGAUUUGUUGAGUAGGUUAAUUUCACAACAUGUGUAGAGUGUGUAUUUUCAGUGAAAUAGAAUUCAUUUUAAGUGUUAUGCCUCAAGUGGGAACAUUAAGGUAUUGAGCAUGAGAACACAGAACAGUAGAAGAAAGCAGAGAUUAUAACAUUCCUUACUUUGUUGGAAGUAAGAGCACUUGAACAGUUAAUGAAUUGAUAAGCGGGUCUUGACAUAUGGCUGCCCAUACAACUUGCACUUGUACCAACAGGUCUGUGUUCCCAAAAUCAAGUUGCAUGCUUAUUGCACUAGGCUUCAUCAGGCAUCAAAGAUCUUUGGUCACAGUGCAUAUUUCAUCAAUAUUCAUUGAUUGUGUUUUAGGAAAUUUGUAAAGUAUAGAACAACAUGUAGAAUUAAUUAUACAUCAUUAAUACUUUAAGUAAAUUUGUGUCUGCAUUUAGAGACAGUCUGAAGACUUGCGCAGAUAUGAUGAAAAUUUAAUGACUCAAAGCUCUUAAAAAUGUUGCUAUACUGUGAUCAUCGCCAUUUCUCUUGAUCUUUUUUCUUAUAUAUCGUUUCAUUUUGUAAUGUUUUACUUCUGUUUUACUUUCAUAAAGUGAUUGCCAGUUUUUUAUUAUUAUUUAUUUAAGGUGCAAUACAUGCCAAAAGACAGUAUUGAAAUAUACACUUUGUACAUUAUAACCUGAGUAUCAUUUCUGUGUAAAAAGGAUCAAAAGUAUUUUGUGGAAUUAGCAUUACCAAAUAAGUGCCCUGUGUCAUCCAGGCUAUGCUAGUUUAUUUUAUAGUCAACAGUGUUAAGCUAUCCAGAGUUUCAUAAUUUAAGUCUUUUAAUAUGCAAACUAAAACCAAAAUCUUGCUCAAGAUUUGUGUGUAUUUGUUUCACUGCUCAUUGCAUUUUGUCCCAUGGUUUCUUUUACAAGAGAGAGAACCAAACUUCUGAAUGUUUGGAAUUGUCCUACAUCUUUAGUGGGAUAUAGAAGUUACCUAUAAUGUAUAUGGUGCAAACAGAUUAAUUAGAUGUGAUAUUGCUUUUAUUUUUUGGAUAGAUAUCAGUUAUUUGUAUUUCAUAUAAUAGAAAUUUCUUGUUAUUGUUAUUUGCUUCAUAAGAAAACUAGUAUUUUGAAUUUUACUUUUCCUGGUUGCAAUGAUGGUGACAUGAAUGAUGUAUGUAUGUAUGUAUGCCAUGUAAAAGUCAGUGUAUUGUCUUUUAUUGAUCAUUCAGUACUUCCCUGUAAUGUUUCUCUUUUAUAUAAAAUAAUGUUAUCGCAUAGGGACUCUUCAGUAACCUCCAAUUUGAUUUAUUGAUUUAUGACCCUAGAUAACUUUUUCUGUAUUUGACAUCUCAAGUUAAAAAAAUUAGUUUUUUGAUGAUUCAACACAUAAUUUAGAGUACCUUUUUGUCUUAAUGAGAAAAUGAUCAAGUUUCAGAAUUUUAAAUAAAGUGACAUUUUAAAUAA
Molecule: messenger RNA, 11904 nt
Organism: Zootermopsis nevadensis
Lineage: Eukaryota; Metazoa; Arthropoda; Insecta; Blattodea; Termopsidae
Gene: LRR
Product: capping protein regulator and myosin 1 linker 1 leucine rich repeat protein
Biological process (GO): cell migration; regulation of Arp2/3 complex-mediated actin nucleation
Cellular component (GO): plasma membrane; lamellipodium
Molecular function (GO): protein binding
Source: RefSeq, a predicted model, not a curated record